GAGUGCGCUGGCACAUGAAAGUAGCCUCCAUUGACUUUGGACAGCCACGUCGUCUUUUAUUAUCAUCCCCACGCAACCUACUCCUAUUGAAGGACCAAUACGCUGUGUCCAGUACAAAUUACAUACAGAUAUAAAUUGAGGUGGCCUGGCAGCAACUCUCCACGCCUGUUUCUUGUAUCACAAAAUACACGGGCCUUUCAUACUUCCUCUACCAUGGCUUCCACUAUUCAAUUUCUUCUUCUCUCUUCUCUCCUCUUCUUUGUUUCUCUCUCCUCUGCUCAAUCCUCUUUUCGGCCCAGUGCCCUCGUUCUCUCUGUCUCCAAAGACGCUUCCACUCUCCAGUACUUGACCAGAAUCAAUCAAAGAACACCUCUAGUGCCCGUGACCCUUGUGGUCGAUCUUGGCGGCCAAAUCUUAUGGGUUGAUUGCGAGAGUAACUAUGUAUCUUCUACGUAUCGGCCGGUACGGUGCCGAUCAGCUCAGUGCUCGUUGGCCAGAGCUAAUGGCUGUGGAGACUGCUUCUCUGGGCCUAGGCCAGGCUGCAACAAUAACACGUGUGGUGUUUCACCUGAUAACUCCAUCACUCACACUGCCACCGGUGGUGAGCUUGCGGAGGAUGUUGUGUCUAUCUCAUCAACCAAUGGCUCAAACCCAGGUCCGGUGGUCACGGUCACUCGGUUCCUUUUCUCCUGUGCACCCACCUUCCUCUUGGAAGGCCUUGCUACAGGUGCAAUGGGCAUGGCUGGACUUGGCCGGACUCGGGUGGCACUUCCUUCACAGUUCGCCGCCGCUUUUAGCUUCCACAGAAAAUUUGCCAUUUGCCUCUCAUCAUCAACAACGUCCAACGGUGUUAUCUUCUUCGGCGAUGGCCCAUAUAAUCUCCUUCCCAAUAUCGAUGCCUCUCAGUCACUCACGUACACCCCACUCUACAUUAACCCAGUAAGCACUGCAUCGUCUUUCACCCAAGGCGAGCCCUCGGCAGAAUACUUUGUUGGAGUCAAGUCUAUCAAGAUCAGAGACAGAGUCAUUUCUUCCAACACUUCGUUACUGUCCAUUGAUAGCGAAGGCAAUGGCGGAACAAAGAUCAGUACCGUCAAUCCUUACACUGUAAUGGAGACUUCCAUCUUCAAAGUAUUCACAGAGGCCUAUAUCAAAGAGGCAGCCGCGAUGAACAUCACUAGAGUCGCAUCGGUGGCUCCAUUUGAGGUGUGUUUCAGCUCCAGCAACGUCCUUAGCACCAGAGUUGGACCAGCAGUGCCAUACAUCGAACUAGUUUUGCAGAGCGAGAGUGUGGUUUGGACGAUCACGGGUUCGAACUCGAUGGUGCAGGUUAGAGACAACGUGUUAUGCCUUGGAUUCAUCAAUGGCGGAUCAAACCCUAGGACAUCCAUUGUUAUUGGUGGGUAUCAGUUGGAAGACAAUCUUCUUCAGUUUGAUUUGGCAACUUCAAGAUUAGGGUUCAGCUCCACACUGCUGGGCAGGCGAACUACUUGUGCCAACUUCAACUUCACAUCCAGCUCCUAGAUGAUAUAUAUCAUGUUCUCCUACAAAAUAGGCAUGGAAAUAUAAGUGACCAGUUUGAAUAACUCGCCAUGAGCGAUGGCCUCCGUUAGGCCUAGAAGCAUAUGUGAUUUGAAACUUUGCUUGUAACAUUUCUAUGGAAUAAAUGUUGUAAAGAUCUUCAAUUUUAUUUGAUUGAAUUGUCAUUCUUAGAUGAGUAAUACUAGAUCGACUUAAAAACUAUACUUACAAGUUAGACUUAAUAAUCUCAACCAUUAAAUAGGUAGUGAG
This is a messenger RNA of Ilex paraguariensis (yerba mate), 1791 nucleotides long. The record is from the annotation of a GenBank genome assembly. Lineage: Eukaryota; Viridiplantae; Streptophyta; Magnoliopsida; Aquifoliales; Aquifoliaceae.